Molecule: messenger RNA, 1325 nt
Organism: Pocillopora meandrina
Lineage: Eukaryota; Metazoa; Cnidaria; Anthozoa; Scleractinia; Pocilloporidae
Source: the annotation of a GenBank genome assembly
AUGGAUGAGAAGCAGUUAAAAGCAAGCUUAAUGAAGUAUUUCGGAGAAACAACAGCAAAAGUAACCAAAGAAACAACCGAAGAUGAAAUCAAACGUAUCUAUGCUGCACGGUCAGCAACAUAUGACGAGGUACUCUAAAAUAGUAACAUAAUAAUAAUAAGGGUCUGGGGGACGAUGUGGCACAUUGCCGUUUGACCCACCGGACAACUGAUGCAUCACUCAGCGUUGCGUUUCUCGAAUGUUCCAGUACUACUGGAAAGGGGCCCAAGGCGACACCAGACUUGUGUCGUCUUUAUCGAACAUCUCUAAUCGUAAUAACCGGCUUGAACUUUCUCAUCUUAUAGGAACAUUCAGCGGCGCGCACUUCAUAUUUCAAGCCACUGGCCGAGUCUUUACAUAAAGCCCUUAAAGAAGUUUACCAGGACAAACCAAUGGAUCAAAUCAAAAUCAUUGACGCCGGAGCUGGGACAGGUCUGAUUGGAGUUGAGCUCAAGAAACUCGGAUACACCAACCUAUGUGCUUUGGACAUCUCAGCUGAGAUGUUAACGGAAGCAAAGAAGAAAGAGAUCUAUACUGAAUUCAUUUGCACGUCUUUGAACGGGCAGCCGAUACCUCAAAUUAAAUCUGGGCAAUUCGAUGCUUUGAUUUGUGGUGGGGCGCUCAUUACAGGACGUAUCAGCUCCUCUGCUUUCGUGGAGAUGAUAAGAAUGGUUCAAACUGGUGGGUCUGAGUAUGAUUUUAGAUUGAGGACCUAACAUGUAAAAUCUUCUCACAAGUUUUUUGCUGGUUUGUUUUUUUUGUUUUUUUUGAAAACUCAAAUCGUGAGAUAGAUCAGGUAAUGAAGACACGUGUAACACCCUUCUUGAUAAAUUCCCUUGACAUCUGGCAUCUGACCCUCAAAUCAUCUGCUGGGGUCAAAUCUUGUCUCUGCAAAUUCGCUUAAAGAAUUUUUUGAUGUAUCAAGAGCACGCCCCCAAGCUGGUCUCUUCAACUUCUCUUUGGAUGAUGUCACAGGUUAUAGGUUAACCAACUCUUUGAGUUAAAUCUAAUGAAUACAUGGACAAAAAGGAAAAGAAUAAUGAAAAUUUCCUAUGAUAAAACCAGUUACAAGAUCCGCACUAAAUUCCAAUGUUAACUUCUUUGCAGAUGGCGUCCUCUGUUUCAACAUAAUGAAAGAGGAAUUAGAACACUAUCAAGAAAUGAUGACGGAGCUGGAAAAAGCUGGCGAAUGGAUGUGCAUGUGCAAAGAGUCUUCAGCUUUCUAUGCAGCCGAGGACUUGCCCAGUGAAUGCUGGGGGUUCGUUUACAAAGUUUUAAAGAAUUAA